UUCAGUCUAUUAUGAAGCUCCUUGUAUAUUCAUAAAUGAGUGCAAAUGGAAAAAGAAGGACAUGAGAGAGUGCUCCCAUGAUGGCAGAGAUUUGUGUGAAAAAUUUUGUUGAACACUACAUGACUCUUAAAUGCUAAAAGCAGAAGGCAAUAGCUGGUAGCUCAGUGUGGAGCAAAAAUUUUAUUUUAAACUUCAAAAAUAAUUAUGUCAAAGAAAAGUCGUGCCAAGGGAGAGAAGUCCGACAUGGAGACUGAAGCCCUGCAAGCUGCUAAUGAGGAGCUACGAACUAAACUAACCAACAUCCAGAUAGAAUUUCAGCAAGAAAAAAGCAAGGUGGGUAAACUGAGAGAGAAAAUCCAAGAGGUUAAGCAAGAAAGGGAGCAGGAGCAGCACAAGCACACUGCCUAUGUUUCUGAACUGAAAGCCAAGCUCCAUGAGGAGAAAAUGAAGGAACUUCAGAGUGUCAGAGAGCUACUGAUCCGGCAGCACGAGCAGGAGGUAGCGAGAAUGGUGAAAAUCAAAGAUGGUGAAAUUCAGCGUUUGCAGUCAACAGUCAAUGUUCUGCGGGACGGGGCAGCUGACAAAGUGAAGACGGCGCUGCUGAGUGAAGCAAAGGAGGAGGCUCGCAAGGUGUUCGACAGUGAACGGAUGAAGUUGCAACAGGAGAUCUUGGAGCUGAAAUCUGGCAAAAAGCAGCUUGAAGAAGCUUUGAACAACAUUAUGCAGGCAGAUAAAAUGAAGGCUGCUGACCUGCGCACAGCUUAUCAGUCGCAUCAGGAUGAGAUUAAUAGAAUAAAGCGGGAAUGUGAGAGAGAGAUCCGUAGGCUGAUGGAUGAGAUAAAAGGCAAAGACAGAGUGAUUCUGGCUCUGGAGAAAGACCUUGGUGUCCAGGCAGGCCAUACACAGAAACUACUCCUUCAGAAAGAGGCUUUGGAUGAACAGCUUGUCCAAGUGAAGGAGGCAGAACGAUAUCACAGUAGUCCUAAGAGAGAGCUUCCUGCAGGAGUGGGGGAUAUCACCGAACUGAUGGGAAGCCCGGAGCAGCAUUUGGAUGAACGAGAUGUGCGGAGAUUUCAGUUAAAAAUCGCUGAACUGAAUGCUGUAAUAAGGAAGCUGGAAGACAGAAAUACUCUCUUAGCAGAUGAAAGAAAUGAACUGCUGAAACGUUCUCGGGAGACAGAAAGUCAGCUGAAGCCUUUGGUAGAAAAAAAUAAGAGGAUGAGCAAAAAAAAUGAUGAUAUGUUGCAAUGUAUCCAGAGAAUGGAAGAGAAAAUAAAAAAUCUAUCAAGGGAAAAUGUAGAAUUGAAAGAGAAGUUAUCUGCACAACCAGCACUGAAGAGGCACACAUCUUUGAAUGAUCUCAGCAGCACACGAGAGGAACAAGAAAUUGAAUUCCUUAGACUACAAGUCAAAGAACAGCAGCAUGUUAUUGAUGAUCUCACAGUGGAAAGGGAAAGGUUACUGCGGUCUAAAAAACAGAAGAGGAAAAGUUUGAAGCCUCCAAAGAGGCAUGUUGUGGAGACAUUUUUUGGAUUUGAUGAAGAAUCUGUUGAUUCAGAAACAUCAUCUGUAACUUCAUAUAACACAGAUAAAACAGACAGGACACCAGCAACACCAGAGGAAGAUUUGGAAGAUAGCACGCCUAAAGAAGAAGCUGAACUAAGGUUCUGCCAGCUAACAAGAGAGUAUCAAGCUUUGCAAAGGGCAUAUGCAUUGCUUCAAGAACAAGUUGGUGGAACCCUGGAUGCAGAGAGAGAAGCAAGGACUCGUGAGCAACUGCAAGCUGAUCUUCUCAGGUGUCAGGCAAAAAUUGAGGACCUGGAGAAAGCUCUAAUCGAGAAAGGACAGGAUUCAAAAUGGGUAGAAGAAAAGCAGCUGUUAAUCAGAACAAAUCAGGAGUUGCUAGAGAAGAUUUACAGAAUGGAACAAGAAGAGCAUCAGUUGAAGAAUGAGAUGCAAGAUGCAAAAGACCAGAAUGAGCUGUUAGAAUUCAGAGUUCUAGAGCUUGAAGAGAGAGAACGAAGGUCGCCGGCAUUUAAUCUUCAUAUAACCACCUUCCCUGAAAACAAUGGAAGUGCACUUCAACUGUUCUGUCAACAGGAAGGAAUAAAGGACGUGAAUAUAUCUGAACUUAUGAAGAAGCUAGAUAUUCUUGGAGAUAAUGGGAAUUUGAGAAAUGAAGAACAGGUUGCAAUAAUCCAAGCUGGGACUGUGCUUUCACUCUGUGAAAAGUGGUUAAAACAGAUAGAGGGAACAGAAGCUGCACUGACACAGAAGAUGUUAGACCUGGAGAAUGAAAAGGACCUGUUCAGUAAACAGAAGGGUUAUUUAGAGGAAGAACUCGACUACAGGAAACAAGCUCUGGACCAGGCAUACAUGAAAAUCCAGGAGCUGGAAGCCACGCUGUAUAAUGCCCUGCAGCAGGAUCCAGGAAGGCGGGCAAGCGAGUCGCUGACCGAAGCCCAGAGGGAGGAUUUGCGAGCUGCAGUGGAGAAGGUGCGGCGGCAGAUCCUGAGGCAGAGCCGUGAGUUUGACAGCCAGAUCUUGCACGAGCGAAUGGAGCUGCUGCAGCAGGCACAGCAGCGAAUUCGAGAACUAGAAGAUAAAAUAGAACUUCAAAAGAGGCAACUCAAAGAAAUUGAGGAAAAGUUUUUGUUCCUUUUUUUGUUUUUUUCACUAGCAUUCAUUCUGUGGCCUUGA
Molecule: messenger RNA, 2700 nt
Organism: Gymnogyps californianus (California condor)
Lineage: Eukaryota; Metazoa; Chordata; Aves; Accipitriformes; Cathartidae
Gene: JAKMIP1
Product: janus kinase and microtubule interacting protein 1
Exons: 21
Coding region: 205-2700 (831 amino acids)
Molecular function (GO): kinase binding; microtubule binding; GABA receptor binding
Source: RefSeq, a predicted model, not a curated record